Molecule: messenger RNA, 2112 nt
Organism: Aricia agestis (brown argus)
Lineage: Eukaryota; Metazoa; Arthropoda; Insecta; Lepidoptera; Lycaenidae
Gene: Snx1
Product: sorting nexin-2
Exons: 10
Coding region: 122-1519 (465 amino acids)
Biological process (GO): early endosome to Golgi transport
Cellular component (GO): endosome; endosome membrane
Molecular function (GO): phosphatidylinositol binding
Source: RefSeq, a predicted model, not a curated record
UUACAUCUGAAUUUCUCGGUCAUCGUUUCAGAAAGUUAUCUUGUUUUUUACAAUUGAAUAGAUUGUUAGACUCAUAAAACCGAUACAGUGUGGACAUUUAGCAUUUGUGCAUCAAUUAACGAUGUCGGAAAACACAGAAGCUCCGUUUAGUACUGUUGAAAUCAAUAGUGAAAACAGGGAUGAUGAAGAUCUAUUCGCUUCAGCGGUACAGGAAGUCAGCCUUGAUCCUGACGUGAAUGGAGUCAGGGAGACUCUGGAAAACACCAACAUCGGGGAGAUAUCAACAUCCGACAUGGGCAGUCCAAUCAUGGAAGAGAUUGCAACAGAAAGAGCUAAUAAUAUAAUAAUAACAGUAACUGAACCUCAAAAGAUUGGUGAAGGCAUGAUGAGUUCUUAUGUUGCGUACCGAGUUCUCACCAAAACAAAUAUGCCGAUAUUCAGCAAGCAAGAGUUUGCUGUUCUCAGGCGUUUUAGUGACUUCCUCGGGCUACAUGAGAAACUGACAGAAAAAUAUCUACGCUCCGGUCGCAUCAUACCACCAGCGCCUGAGAAGAGUAUUGUGGGAACAACAAAGCUCAAGAUGACGUCAACACCAUCCACGGAGGCAGCGAACGGAUCCAACAUGGCGGCGAACGUGCAGUCGCAGUUCGUGGAGCGGCGGCGCGCGGCGCUUGAGCGGUUCCUCAACCGGGUGGCGCAGCACCCCGUGCUGUGCAUUGACCCCGACUUCCGCAAAUUCCUCGAGUCCGACACGGAGCUGCCAAAAGCGACGAGCACGUCAGCGCUGAGCGGCGCGGGCAUGCUGCGGCUGUUCAACAAGGUGGGGGAGACAGUCAACAAGAUCACCUACAAGAUGGACGAGUCUGACCCUUGGUUCGAGGAGCGCAUAGCCCGCGUCGAAUCUCUAGAGGCGGGGCUUCGUCGUCUAUGCGGCGCGUGCGAGGCGCUGGCGGGCGAGCGGCGCGAACUGGCCGCGAGGGGACACGACGCGGCGCGCGCGUUAGCUGCCGCGGCCGCUGCGGAUCCGCACGCACCGCUGUCCAGAGCUCUGUCACAUCUGGCUGAUCUGCACGAGAAGAUAGAGCAUUUGAGAAAUGAACAGUCCAACACUGAUUUCUACGUGCUGACUGAACACAUAAAAGACAACCUGGGGCUCAUCGGAGCUAUCAAGGAUGUGUUCCAUGAGAGAGUAAAGGUAUUCCAAAACUGGCAACACGCUCAAAUGCAGCUGACCAAAAGGAGAGAGAACAAGGCUAAGGCCGAGCUCGCCAACCGCCAGGAAAAGAUUGAACAAGCCGCCAAUGAAAUUGUUGAGUGGGAAGCCAAAGUGGAGCGUAAUCAAGCGGAGUUCGAUCUCAUAUCUCGCGUGAUCAAGAAGGAGUUGGAACGGUUUGAGGAGGCGCGGGUUGAGGAGCUGCGAGCUACUGUGCUGCGGUACCUUGAGGAGCAUAUGAGGCAUCAGGCACAGGCCAUCCGAUACUGGGACGCGUUUCUGCCGGAGGCGCGCGCCAUCAAAUGAGUGGGAGACUGACGUAGGUUCCCAGAGUUAGUCCUAAACUUCGCCAAACUCGACAACUCGCCAAAAGCAACAACAGUUUUGAGGUUCGUCCACUCGACAAUAGAUGGCGCUUCUGUAAAAAAAAUUUUCGACAUUUAUAUUUCCAUUCUAUGCAGGGCCAAUGGUUGGUAGUCAUGAUAUUAUUGACACCUUAGAUUUUUGUUAAAAAUGCCAGGAAUUUCGAAAUAUAAUUGGGUGUUUUACCAUCGAUAUCUCAACUCGUCAGUUUUAUGAUAAAAAUAACAAAAUAUAAAAUAUAUUGCAGCGCCAUGUUUUGUGAAUGAGACUCCUUAAGACUGCUUAACGUUAUAUUGUUUUUAUUCAUUCCAAAACAUAAGGCUAAGAUUAUCACAGAGAGCCUUACAACUUAUUAAUUUGAACAUAUUUUUAUUAUCUUGUCAAUUUUGCCAUAACGAAAUCCAUCAUAAUAUUAUAUCAAUUUCUUAAGGCACUAUAAUGUUCGUUUUCACCAACAGCUACCAAACACUAAAUCUUUUAUAGACCCAUAAUAUUGUAUUAUUUAAUAUAAAAGCGUUUUCACCGAUGCAUUAUGA